Messenger RNA from Periophthalmus magnuspinnatus, 2736 nucleotides. RefSeq names its product heterochromatin protein 1, binding protein 3 (gene hp1bp3). Bases 105 to 2000 code for a protein of 631 amino acids. NCBI's taxonomy places the organism in Eukaryota, Metazoa, Chordata, Actinopteri, Gobiiformes, Gobiidae. Gene Ontology annotation, molecular function: DNA binding; nucleosome binding; structural constituent of chromatin. Gene Ontology annotation, biological process: heterochromatin organization; nucleosome assembly. Gene Ontology annotation, cellular component: chromosome; nucleus; nucleosome. The record is from RefSeq and is a predicted model, not a curated record. The transcript is spliced from 12 exons.
GGGGCGGGGCACGUAAACGGCCAAAUCUAAAUAAAGGAUCGUGCAGAAAUUUACUUCAAAGUGUUUUACAUUUCUUCGACAAUAGAAAGGUAAGGUGUGGAGUGAUGCCGAUUCGUCGAGCAGCGGCAACUCCGCCACAGGAGAAGAUCCCCUCCGCGGCGGCAGAGAAAGAUGAAGAAAGAGCAGAUGAAGAUUCAGCGACUGAAGGUCCAGUGAAGUCAUCUGCCCCAGACACUUUGGCUAAAGAGGGCCAGUCCACUGAUGAGUCUGAACCAACAGAGAAUGGAGAGAAGGAUCCUGAAGAAGCAGCAGCGGAGGAUGGCAAAGACAAGAGAAUUGACAAAUGCAAGGACUGCUUGGCUGGACACUGCACCACACACUGCUAUGUUCUCCUACUAAGGCUGAAGGAUGGAUACAAAUAUGAAAAGUCCAAAGGGAAGAAGGUGAAAAGGACCAUUCCAGCCUGGGCUAGCAUUGCCUCCAAUAAAAAGGUCCCUGUUACAAAUUAUGCAGGGACGCAGCAUAAACUGGAUAACAUUCUUGUUGAAGCUAUAACGUCUUUCAACUCUCGGUCUGGGGUUUCCUACCAGUCACUAUUUAAAUAUAUUGUCCAAAAAUAUCCUUCGAUGGACCUUGACAAAAAGAAGUUUCUUAUUAAAAAAGCUAUGAAGAAACAGUUGGGGAAUGGUUCCAUCAAGCAGUUAAAGGGUAAAGGCCUCUCUGGAACCUUUGCCAUUGGAAAAGUGGCACCAGCAUCAAAGGUUUAUAUCAUCUGUAAUCUGCCCACUGCGUUUGUGUCAUUGCAUGACUCUAACUUCUUUAACUGUCCAUGUCCAUUUCAGAAAACUCCACAGAAUGCAGAGUCUCUGGGAGAUGCUCUGCCCCUCAUCAUCACACGGCUCUGUCAGCCCAAAGAAGCCUCCUAUACCCUUAUUAAGAAGUACCUGAUGCAACACUUUCCUGCUCUCAAUGUUGAGAAAAGACCUGAUAUUCUUAAAGCAGCUUUGGUAAGAGCCAUAGAAAAGGGCCAAGUGGAACAGAUUACUGGAAAAGGAGCAAGUGGAACGUUUCAGCUGAAACGACCUGGCAACAAAAUCCAGUUGAAAGGUAGCACGCUGGAUGAUGCCAUUGUAGCUGCAAUCACAGCCAUGAAUGAACCCAAGACAUGCAGCACCACUACUCUACGCAAACACCUUGUAGACGCCAACAAGGACAGGAAGGAGCACAUACUAGUGUCCUCCCUGAGGAGGACUCUAACCAAGUGCAAAGUACUUGGCUGGAUGGAGCAGAUCACUGGUCACGGCUUCACAGGGACUUACAGGCUCUCAUUCCCCUACUACCCAAGUCCAACAGUUUUGUAUCCAGACCGGUUUAAAGAACUUGAAAAAACCCCAGUGCCAAAACGAAGGAAGGCCAGAUCUGACGAUGAGUCGGAGGAGUCGGAGGAAUCGGAAGAGGAAGAGUCAGAAGAUGAAGCUCCAGUCCACAGUCGGAGUAAGAGACCUCCACCCAAGGCACGACGUCCUCCCCCCAGUAAAUCCCGAAGCACCAGUCGCUCCAAAUCCAAAGCCAGCAAGAAGUUACCAGUCAAGAAAGUGACACCAUCUAAGAAAAUGGCUAGCAAACCUGUCUCCAAGAAAGUAUCCGUACCUGUGAAAAAAGCUACUCCUGUGAAGAAAGGGGCUCCUGCAAAAAAGCCCAAAACUCCUGCUGUUAAAAAGAUGGCAAGCAGGGCAGCCAAGCGACCUGCACCCAGAGAUCUGUCUUCUGAUGAGGAGGAGGAGGAUGAAGAGGAUGAGGAAGAAGUUAAAGCUCCUAAGAAGACAGCGAAAGGACGGUCCAACCGUUCUAAACCAGAAGAAUCUCCUGCACCUCCAGCUAAAAAACAGGCGACCAAAAGUGUUUCCCGGGCUGCUCUGAAACAGUCCAAACCUGCCGCCAAAAAAGGGGCGAAGAGUAGUGCUCAGUCUGCCCGAAAGUCCAAAAGAGGAAAGCGCUAAACAAAGUGAGCCACGCUACAAGAACAGCAGUUUGCAUCUGUACCAGUGCUCUUUUUAUCAGUUACUGCCUUUUUUAAUGAGGCAGCAGGUUUUUUUAUUUCUAUUGUAGAGUAGAUUAAUUUUUUAAGUUAAAUGUUAAAUCGAGAGUUUCCAGUGUUUCUUAAUCUCUGUGCGUAGAAAGCUCAGUUAGUGCUUUAUAAAACAGGUUUAUGAACUGAUGGAGAAAACGUAGCAAGGUCCAACAUGUUACUAGAUAUGAAGUUACUUCUGUUUUUAUACUUCCUCACCCUCUUGUAGAUGUCAGCAGCACACAAUACAAUGAGUUUUCACUGGAAAAUGUAAUUGGUUCAAUUUAUGUUAAACAAUUCCUAGUGUUUUAAUUAUAUUUUAUAAUUUUAAUGGCCUUUGUAAAAGCACUAAAUUUGCCUUAUGUGCUUAUAGUUGAUUUAAAACAUUAUCCCUAAAAGAUUUGUACCUGCAGGUGCCAGGAGAUUGACUUUUAAAGUCAGUAUUCAUUUUAAAAUGUGGCUAUGAGGAAAUGUCUUUUUGAUAGGUGUGUGAACAUAUACAGAAAAAGAUUUCAUUUCAGUGGAUCACAGUAGAAACCUUGAGAAAUGUGUGUUGUGAAUAAGAAAAAGAGGAGGCGGCCAAGAGCUUAAUACAUACUCUGCAUGCAUGUAUACCUUGUGUUGUUCAACUUUUUCUCUUAAGUCAUUAAUAAAUGGCUAUAUUUGUA